AUGGCAGGUUCUUCUUCCUCAGAGCUUCAGCGCGCCCCCAGGAAGGAGAAGAAUGUAAAGGGGCAGGGUAGGGGCAGGAGGAUCCGAGUUUCCGCUCCAUGUGCUGCUCGAAUCUUCCAGCUAAAGGAAGACUUGGGCUUGAAGUCUGAGGGCGAGACAAUUCAGUGGCUUCUCGAACAUGGAGAGGAGUCCAUCACUAGGGCAAAGGGUGGGACCCCCGAAAUCACUGAGACAGAAAAAGAAGCUGAGCUUGUCGAUGAUGAUGGUGGUUCGAGGACCGGAGGACAGGCGCCUGUAGGACCUCGUCCAGUGUUUAUACCAGGGAGAGGAUACUGGAUUGUGCCUGAAGAAGGUGGAGGGCCACAACAAGUGUGGCCGGUUCCCAUGGCUCUUACCCAUGGUAUUUGCACCACGAUGCAAGGUACUAAAACAUAUCUCCAAAUAAUCAAAGAUUUCCACAUAGCCAACUCUCUAUUCCAAAAUCCACCAAGAAGGAAAUGGCAGCUAAAGGAAGACUUGGGCUUGAAGUCUGAGGGCGAGACAAUUCAGUGGCUUCUCCAACAUGGAGAGGAGUCCAUCACUAGGGCAAAGGGUGGGACCCCCGAAAUCACUGAGACAGAUAAAGAAGCUGAGCUUGUCGAUGAUGAUGGUGGUUCGAGGACCGGAGGACAGGCGCCUGUAGGACCUCGUCCAGUGUUUAUACCAGGGAGAGGAUACUGGAUUGUGCCUGAAGAAGGUGGAGGGCCACAACAAGUGUGGCCGGUUCCCAUGGUAUUUGCACCACGAUGCAAGGUACCUGUGCCGUAG
Molecule: messenger RNA, 807 nt
Organism: Daucus carota subsp. sativus
Lineage: Eukaryota; Viridiplantae; Streptophyta; Magnoliopsida; Apiales; Apiaceae
Product: transcription factor TCP22-like
Exons: 3
Coding region: 1-807 (268 amino acids)
Cellular component (GO): nucleus
Molecular function (GO): sequence-specific DNA binding; DNA-binding transcription factor activity
Source: RefSeq, a predicted model, not a curated record